Messenger RNA from Umbelopsis ramanniana AG, 873 nucleotides. RefSeq lists its product as uncharacterized. The coding region runs from base 1 to 873 and encodes 290 amino acids. The record is from RefSeq and is a predicted model, not a curated record. The transcript has a single exon. Lineage: Eukaryota; Fungi; Mucoromycota; Umbelopsidomycetes; Umbelopsidales; Umbelopsidaceae.
AUGUCACCCGCUCUAAGUCACCUUCACAAUCUCAAGCGAUCACUGACUACCAAAGGGGGUCGCUCCAAACCUACUCCACCGCCAAGGAAUACCCCUCCACCCGUCACCACCACCACCCAAAAUGUACCAUAUGUCAACCCCAACCCAUCCAGUACUUUUGUAAACACUCUUCGAAUCAUCUCAUUAGAAGCCGGACGAAGGCAAUAUGGAGAUUUGUAUGAUACCUUUUUUUACCAAGACAAAAAAUGUAGAGACCGAGCAAUCUUUCUUGCUUGUCGUUUAAGGCAAAACUAUGACGUCUUGUUUGAAUGGAACUCUAAUCCUCAACUCAAGGAUGAUUUCAUUGUUGCUGUCUGUUCGCGGUUUUACGCCUACAAUUAUAUUAUGUAUGCUGUUGAUCACCAAUCUCCUAUACGAGCGAGAUUUUUAUCCAACUUGGAUGAUGAUCGACAACGUCUUGGCGUGUCCGAACAUGCCGGUCGAGAAGCUGUGUUCGCAGUCGCUCAUGUCUUACAAAAGAUGUUCGGACAUAUGGACAUGGAUGUCGUUGAACGAGCAAGACAAGCAUUAUCCAAGUGCUUGGAUAGUGAGACCAAACUGAGUCACGACGAGCGAUCCAGCAUGUAUUUAUUCCACAGUAUGAUGAGCGGUAUGAAAUGGGACACUCGUGACUUGUCCGUGACCGUCGAUGAAGAUCCUCUGAUCACCCAAGAAAUAUUACAAGUACGAGAGAGCUUACUGGAGCGACCCGAACCAUACCAGAAUCCAUUCGAAGAUGCAUCGGCUAUUGUUCAGGAGGACGACAAAGAUGAUGUCACUCACCAUAAAAAGGUCGACAGUGGCUAUUACGAAUCGUUCAACUAUAGAAAAUGA